CCUGCACGAGAACACAACUGUCUUGAAAUUAUUGGCAACAUACGUUGUUGCCAAAUAAUGCCAAAGUUAUUGAGCUUUGGCUAAUGUAUUUUAUUUGGAUAGUAGAAUCGAAGUUGUGAUAUGUUUUUGCUUGGUCCAAAAGUUCGUUUAACCUCCAAAUGAUGACAGCAACAAUUUUCAGCCAGAUAAAUUCAUCUUCUUUUUGUGGCACCCACGACUCUCGUUGUCAAACGCGCUAUUUUAAGUAUAAUACAAAAAAACCCUUUCGGAUUUGUCCCGAAUAAAGAUCCAACCCCGAGUCUCGCGGACACCAUGACGUCAGCGUUGGAUCAGUGAAGUAAAACAAUCGACCCCGCUCCUCAGCUCCUGUUCCCAAACCGACCGCAGCGCCCGUGUGUCCGUGGCGUCAAACAACCCCGGGCUCAGCUGACAGAAGACAGCCACGAGCCGGUUCGUCGCGUGUUUUUUUUCCUCCGCCACCCACCCUGCCCUGCCGGCCCCACCGCCCGUGAACGGCCCCGGUGAACGGUGAACAAGAAGAAGCUGCUGUCUCUUGUCCGACAACAGGAACAAGCAUGUCUGCUCAGCCCGGUGAGGAGCUCGGCUCGGAGGGGAAGUGGUUCGGGGAUGAUUACGAGAGGAACGGCCUGUUCGGGAGCACACCGACCAGGUUCGACGAGUUACGUGAGGAAUUUAAGCCGAGAGGGGGCGACGCGACAGGCGACCUGGAUCAACAAUUUCAUCUUUUCCAGGACGACGGGAAAAGGCCUCCCGUUGCUAUGGAAACUGCAUCUACAGAUGAUCCCAUGUCUGGUCUGUUUAGGAAACCUUUGAAUGACGACGGUGAUGUGUACACUUCCCUGCUGUCCAACCAGAGUUUCACAGCCGGCCGAGAAGCAUCUUACCUGUCAGAUGAGCUGAAGCCCACCAACCUCUCCUCCGGCUCCUCUGCACUGGAUCACAUCUCCAGUGACGCCUACAACUUCAGCUCCAGCACCCAGAUGACUUCCAACCCAAUGGAUGACAUGCCGAAGACUCUGCUGGGUUCACACAAGACAGAAUCCUAUAACUACAUGGAUAUCAGCCAUGAGGAGGAGCGCCAUGACCAGCACCAGGGGGUUCCAUCCAGCACCGUGGACAAAGGCUCCCCUGGUCACGACUUACUGGGCGGCUACAUGGAUAAAAGUCCUGGACGAGACAAGGACGAGGACGAGGAGGAAAAUCUAGGUCCGGCGCUGGGCUCCCACUCGUUCCCUUAUGUGGAGGAGCCAUCUGAUGAGGAGCUGACAGAUUAUCGCUCCUACCGAAACCUGGGCGGCACCCCACAGACGGCCAGCCCCGUGAAGAUCACCUUGACCGAGUCCCAGCCUCCAGUUUUCAAGGCUGAGCCGCAGCAGCAGCCCCCUCCGGUCAGUGUGUCCGAGCGGGAAAGUGUCCUCAGCGUGGGCUUGCAGGGGGUUCCUACGGUGACACUGUCCGAGCCGGAGGACGACAGCCCUGCCUCCACUCCAAAUGCUUCACCCACACGAAAAGAUUUUUCAUCACAUGACAUGUUCAAAGCGGAGACGGAGAAGACUGCAGCUCCCAAAAGUAACCCCGGUUCAAAGCCCAGCAGCAGGGAGCACGAUGGCAGCAGCGCAGAGUCCGGAGACUCCGAGAUUGAGCUUGUGUCUGAGGAGCCUCCCAAAGCCAGUAGCAACCCAUUUGCAGAGCCACCAAAAAGCAAGAGCGGCUUUGGUCAGCCUAACAACCCGUUUGACAAUGCCCCGGUUUCCAAGGGUGGUUUUGGCCCUGCGGGAAGCCCUGCUCCCCCCACUGCCUACAGCAUACUGAGGGAGGAGAGAGAGGCAGAGCUUGACAGUGAUCUCUUCAUUGAGUCUGCAUCUGAAGAAAGUCCAAAGAGAGAGCAGGGUGCCAGUGGCCCCAAACAUGGAGUCAGCUCCCCUUCUCCUCUGGUUUCCACUGCCACCCCUCCCCGCAGCACCACUGGGCCGGCGCCAGUCGAGCCUACGAUGGCCGAAAAGGCCAAGGUCCCAGUGAAAACAGAGGAGGAUCGUCCCAGCAAGCCUAAGCCUCCAACUGCAGCUGUUCCUCCAGAAGUGAGGUCAGAAAAGCCCCACCAGGAUGACACAUUCAACAUCCCCCACGAGGGAAAAGAAGAACAAGGCAAACCUACUGUGUCACUUAUGGAGGGAUUUGAUAAACAGAAAGUGAGCAGUUGGGAGAAAAUGGAACAUGGUAACUAUGGUAACUGCAUCAGGCAGGUGCUCGGCGUAUCCAGAGCUUCUCGGCAGAGCAGUGGUCACAGUCGGGCUGAGGUCAUUCGCUGCCUCUUUCCCUGUUCAGCCAUGGGAUCCGCAGCCAUCGACCUCCUCUACUGGAGGAACGUGAAGCAGUCAGGUGCUGUGUUCAGCAGCGUGCUCCUGCUCCUCUUCUCUCUGACCCAGUUCAGCGUGGUCAGCGUCGGAGCCUACUUAGCCCUGGCAGCCCUCUCUGCCACCAUCAGCUUCAGGAUCUACAAGUCUGUGCUGCAGGCUGUGCAGAAGACCGAUGAGGGACAUCCAUUCAAAGCGUACCUGGAGAUGGAGAUCGCUCUGUCUCAGGACCAGAUCAGUAAAUAUGCCGACAAAAUCCUGCUCUACUCCAACACCUGCAUGAAGGAGCUCCGCAGGUUGUUUCUCGUACAGGACCUGAUCGACUCUUUGAAGUUCGCAGUUCUGAUGUGGCUGCUGACCUACGUGGGGGCACUCUUCAACGGCCUGACACUGCUCAUCUUAGCUGUGGUCUCCAUGUUCACCAUGCCUGUUGUCUAUGAGAAACAUCAGGCACAGAUUGAUCAGUAUGUGGGACUAAUACGGACCCAGGUCAACUCUGUGGUGGGGAAGAUCCAAGCAAAGAUCCCUGGGGCCAAAAGGAAGGAGGAGUAGACCCGUCCAUGUCACUGCAAAGCUGACAGUCCAGGCCAGCUCAGAAUCAAGCUCCCUGCUGAAGAGCCUGGUCGUCAUCUGUGGGGCGUAGUGCUAUGUCAUCUUGGUGUUCUCUAAAAGCAUCCACUGGAGAAGCCUUCACCCUGUCUAUAGCAGUCUAAACACUAACACAGUCACAUGUUGUGCAUAAUCCUGUUUCUAAGUAGGCAAGUACACAACUCAAAGGCAAAAAAAGAUGCCAUCUUUUUUUGUGUUGCUUAUCAUUAAGUGCAUGAAGUGGAUCCUUGGGUAAAUAAUACUUGAUCUUUUUUGUGCAUUUAAAAAAAAAAAAAAAAGAAAA
Messenger RNA from Menidia menidia (Atlantic silverside), 3267 nucleotides. NCBI's taxonomy places the organism in Eukaryota, Metazoa, Chordata, Actinopteri, Atheriniformes, Atherinopsidae. The record is from the annotation of a GenBank genome assembly.